AUGACAUUUCCCUUCCCAUACUCCUUGCUAAAGGCUUUUGGGGACGCACCAGACGUGCCAGCUUUUGAGUAUGGCUCGCGCGUGUUCGGGCGAGGCGAAAUCCUAGGUCUCGUUGCUCGUUAUGUUAGUGGGCUACGUGCUGCUGAAGCCAGCCUUAGUCCUAGCAAUAGUAUCGCAAUAUACACAGGCGUUACACCAAAUGGCUUCGCUGUACAAAUAGCAGCACACGUCUUAGGUCUCCGGGUUAUCAGUCUAAAACCCGGGAUCGAUAAGAUACAACUACCCGUCAUUGUUGCCGAUGCGAAACUCCUAAUAGUUGACGAAUACACUUGUGCCGAGAUCGAGUCUUCGCCGCCGGUAAAACCAGCCGUGGUCAAACUGGAAAACUUACUAGGGGAUACCAGUACACUAACACCACAGGGAUGUCUAGAAGACACUGCUCUGGUCCUAUUUACCAGCGGGACUACAGGUGGACCGAAGGGUGUCGAGUGCACUUACGCAGCGCUGACCGCGUCCUGGGCGUGGCAACGCUCCGCCUGGGACUCAGAUACGGAACUGAUGGCCUCGAGAUAUGGCCGUUUUCUUCUAUUCGGCACGCUCGCUAGCACCGUCAUGUUCGAGCACCUCGGCCUAUGCCUCACCAGUGGCGGGACGGCAGUGAUACCUACCACGCCUUUGCCGCUUCUCAGGUUCCCUCAAGUCCUGUGUGAUCUUCGAAUUUCCGCUGUGCUUUUCACCGUACCGCGGCUAUACCACGUUCUUGAACUUAUUAAUUCGGACGCGUCAAAUUUCGAUUUAAGCUAUCUCCGCUCCGUAGUUGUUUCUGGUUCACCGCUGCCAGCGCAGAAGCUACGUGCUGCGAUACAAACUCUUGGGGACGUUGUAUUUAACGGUUAUGGUAUGUCGGAGACGGGAUUAGUGUGUCUACUCUCCGCGGCUGACAUCGCAAUGUACCCUGAUGCCAUAAAUGCCGUCGGUCGACCCUUUACAGGUGUUCAGAUUCAAAUACGGGAUGAUAUCGGGGCUUCGCUCCCCCUUAAUACGGUCGGACAUGUGUGGGUACGCAGUCUCGGCGCAUUCAAUGGCUAUACGAACGAAGAGUCGUUAUCCGUCCUCGACUCUAGUGGCUGGAUAUGGACGCGAGAUUUGGGCUUACUUGACAGCCGGGGCUUUUUAUAUCUAACAGGACGGGCGCGGGAAAUUGUUAUCAUUAACGCCGAUGUAUACUACGUCGGCGCGAUCGAGCACGCGCUUUUAUCUCACCCAGAUGUAGACGCCGCGUAUGUCGUAAGUAUUCCGGACAAUAACACGGGCGAGGCCGCUGUCGCAUUUAUUAAAAUGGUUAAGGGUCGUGUCUCUGAUCUUAGUUCUCUUCGGGAGUUGGUCAAGGAGAAAGUCAGUCCCGCCGCGGUUCCGGUGACCUUUGUAGCAAUAGAUUCGGUCCCAAUAGCCCCAAGCGGGAAGCCUGAUAAACAGGCGCUUAUAGGUCUAAUAUCUAAAACCAAGUCGUAG
Molecule: messenger RNA, 1512 nt
Organism: Daldinia childiae
Lineage: Eukaryota; Fungi; Ascomycota; Sordariomycetes; Xylariales; Hypoxylaceae
Product: 8-demethylnovobiocic acid synthase
Exons: 1
Coding region: 1-1512 (503 amino acids)
Biological process (GO): fatty acid metabolic process
Molecular function (GO): medium-chain fatty acid-CoA ligase activity
Source: RefSeq, a predicted model, not a curated record